AUGAUGAAUGUUGAUGGUAGUGAUCAGCGACGUUACGUUCGGCUAAGUGACCGCCGACUAGCGGAAGUGGCGGCACAGGCUGCGGCUCGUAUUGAUUUGGGAACACUUCUGCAUCGUCGUUCUGAGGCCACAGGUGUAAUGAAAGAGCGUUCAAUUGACGGUACUGCUGUCACUGCAACUUGCAUCAUCGAUUGCUCGGUUAAAGAGAUUCAAGCGCUUCUGGUUCCACCUACUACCGAUCGCUACGCUAGUGUGAUGCGCGAAUUAAUGGGUCAAGAUUUCAUCUAUGGCACCAUCGUACACAACGCCAACGAAGUCACGACUCAGAGCGUGUCAGUUCGGACCGUCACAUUUGCAAAGCGCCAUAUCCUCGCGCGGAACGAACAAUUGUGUUUUGUAAGUGCAGUCAAACCUUUAGAGCUCUGCAGUAGUAGCAAAGAAGAAAAGGGAUUCACGGUCACGCUAGCAUCGUUGCAUCCAGAUGACGUAUUCACUGGCAAAGCCCAAGCGGCGUGUGUGACUCAUAUACAAGGAAUGUCGGCGCUCUACCUCGUCACCCCUGAAGUACCAAGAAGAAGAAAGCAGGGUCGCUCGAAACGAGCUGUUCGAGUCACCUUUUGCGCCGAUGUAGCGUCAACCCCAGGCUCAAAUAGAAAAUCCCCGCUGCGGUGGCUUAAAAUGGUGACAAACCGUGAAGAAGCCGAUGGCGCAUCAAAUGGAGUCGUUUUGGCCCGUGCCGUGCAAUAUGCUCGUACACUCAAACAGUUUAAUGUCGCUGUACGUCGACGACGACUGGAUGCGCAGGUCUUUGCCGACUUGCAAAAGGUGCAGCCUAGCAACAAUCGGUGCGCGUGCUGUACGCGUCGUGUCAGAGUAAAAAAGUGUCGACUUAGUGGUCUAAGUGAAAGAAGCACGGAAAAGAGUACACAGGGUCCUAAACGCUGCCAUCUCUGUGCCUUUUUAGUGUGCGCACGGUGUGUGUGCACUGUUGGCAAUCGCGCAAUGUCGAUGGAAUUGCUGGAAAGGUCGAGCAAGAGUGUCAAAUACAGUCGGACUAUAUAUUUGUGUGAACACUGCAUGCAGCGCGUAGACGACGCCGAUUACGAUAGCUACUGUGCGUCAAAUGGCAGUAUGUCGCCGACCGGAGCAAUUCAACCUGAUAGUCCCGAUGCCGAAACGUCCAGUUCAGUGAUCGCGCGGGUGCUCAGUCAAGUGCUUGCCAACGCUUCCAACGAAGAAAAACCAGUUGUCAUUCGUGUCAUCAAGUACUUGCUUGGUCCCAACAAGGAAAUAAAGAGCACGUAUUCUGCUGCUUCAGCCGAGUUAAUCCAGAACCUGGGUCGACUGGCCACAGAACAAGGAUUUGCGGAAGAAAUCAAUGUGCGGAACCUGAAUUCAGAAGUCACUCCGGAAGUUCCAACUCCUACAAAAGAACAGCGUCCUAUACUGGCAGGUUCCUCAGGGCGCCAAUACGCGCUGCAGUAUACAGAUAUCAAAGACUAUAACGAUGAAGAUUCGGACGAGACGGAUACGAGUGACGGGACUGAAGAAUAUCUAGACAGCGAAGCUCGGCAAAAGAUUUCGUAUGUAUCGCGCUAUCCGGUACCAUCAGAUGAAGGCGCGCGUUUGCGAUGGCUUGAAUCGCACCCAAAUAUCAUGUCGCGUUUAAUGAAUCUGCCUGAUCUUGAGUUGUUGUGUGAUAUUGCACUCGCAGAAUUUCAGUGCAAUGCAGUGCUAGUAACCGUUUUUAGAGCAACCACGUGCUACGUGGUAGCGUCCACCGAUCCUGUUUGGCGCAAUGUUGAGAUCCCUCGUCACGAAACGAUCUGUGGCCAUACUCUUAUGAGUGGAGAUCCACUUCUUCUUAAGUACCCAGAGGCAGACGUACGCUUCACGGCGAUGAAUUUGGUGCGUCAUGACGGUCUGCGCUUUUAUUUCGGAUUUCCAGUUCAAAUAUCUUACCCAGGUAACGACGGCAUUACCACAGUUGGUACAUUUUGCUGCGUUCAAACAGAUAUAAACCGCGAUAUUACAGAAUCGCAAUUUGCACUUAUGGCCACUCUCGUUCAAGGUGUUAGUCGGGUAUUUGAAUUCCAGGCAUCCUGUUCGUUGGAAAAUCAAUUUACGACGUAA
Molecule: messenger RNA, 2133 nt
Organism: Plasmopara halstedii
Lineage: Eukaryota; Oomycota; Peronosporomycetes; Peronosporales; Peronosporaceae
Exons: 1
Coding region: 1-2133 (710 amino acids)
Source: RefSeq, a predicted model, not a curated record